Molecule: messenger RNA, 1602 nt
Organism: Capsicum annuum
Lineage: Eukaryota; Viridiplantae; Streptophyta; Magnoliopsida; Solanales; Solanaceae
Product: mitoferrin
Exons: 2
Coding region: 248-1234 (328 amino acids)
Biological process (GO): iron import into the mitochondrion
Cellular component (GO): mitochondrial membrane
Molecular function (GO): ferrous iron transmembrane transporter activity
Source: RefSeq, a predicted model, not a curated record
GAAAAUAUAAAAGAAAAACAAAAAAGGAAAAUCCUUGUUUCCCCCCAUCAAAUUAGAUUAGGAAAGUCGUCAGUUAUCACCAGAAAUUUCCCAAAUCUCCCAAAUUUCUGGAACCCUAAACCUGACCAACAAGCCAACAACUCUUCUUCUUCCUCAAAUCCCCCCAAAAUACCUCUAACAAAUUCACCUUAACCCGUAACCCGACCCGGAAAAAACUGGAACCCUAAGUUUCUUCAGUUUCUCUUCCAUGGCUACCGAUGCUUCCCCAAAAUUCCAACAACGGGAACUUUUACAGGUGCCACAACCACCGGAUUACCAUCCGGCGGUCGCCGUUACGCCAGCACACGACGGCCUUCAUUUUUGGCAAUUUAUGGUGGCCGGGUCAAUUGCGGGGACGGUGGAGCAUAUGGCUAUGUUCCCAGUAGAUACAAUAAAGACCCAAAUGCAAGCCCUAGGUACUUGUCCAUUAAGAUCCGCUAGUAUACGUACGGCACUUGGUGGAAUUUUGAAAUCUGAAGGGCUACCUGGACUUUAUAGAGGGAUUGGAGCUAUGGGACUUGGUGCUGGACCGGCACACGCUGUUUAUUUUUCGGUUUACGAGAGUUGUAAGAAGAGAUUUUCGGGUGGGAAUCCGAAUAAUUCAGCUGCACAUGCGAUUUCGGGUGUAUUUGCAACGGUUGCAAGUGAUGCAGUGUUUACGCCGAUGGAUACGGUGAAGCAGAGGUUGCAGUUGAGUGAGAGUCCGUAUAAAGGUGUAUUUGAUUGUGUUAAAAGGGUAUUGAAGGAAGAGGGGUUUAAGGCUUUUUACGCUUCGUAUAAAACUACAGUUUUGAUGAAUGCUCCGUAUACAGCGGUGCAUUUCGCUACGUAUGAAGCUGCGAAAUUGGGACUGAUGGGGUUUUCGCCCGAAAGUGCAAGUGAUGAAAGAUUAAUAGUUCAUGCCACUGCUGGGGCUGCAGCUGGGGCGUCAGCGGCAAUAGUUACAACGCCACUUGAUGUUAUCAAGACGCAAUUACAAUGCCAGGGUAUCUGCGGCUGUGAUAGAUUUAAAUCUGGGUCAAUUGGGGAUGUUUUCUGGAUAAUUGUGAAGAAGGAUGGUUACAGAGGUCUUAUGAGGGGGUGGAUGCCAAGAAUGCUUUUCCAUGCUCCUGCUGCUGCAAUUUGCUGGUCUACGUAUGAAGCUGCCAAGGCCUUCUUCCAAGAGCACAACCCAGUUAGCAACAGUGUGACCUGAACGAGGGAAUAUUUAUAUAACUUAUCUCCACGACCCCAAGAAAAAGAGAGAGAGAGAGGAUUCUCUCUAUUGUUGUAUGCAUACCAUAAUUUAUGGUUGAGACACUAAUUCUACCUGCUGUGGGAGAUUGAAGACGGAGAAACAAGAAAGGUCAUGUAGUCUUAAUUUGGAUCUACAAUCACGCAGUUAUAUUUCAUUUUUACAUCUGUCUGUAUAAUUUAUGCUAAGUUUGAAUAAGUUGGUGAGAUUGAGUCCAUGUUUUUUUUUUUUAUGAUUUUUUUUUCCUUCCUAUUAUGAAGAAAUAGGGUGAUUUGGAUUAGAAAAUUUUGAGUAUUAAUUCAUCACAUGAGAAUUGGUUAUUGUUAUCA